GAUUCCACCUGCGGAGGUCUGUAUUUUCACAGGAAGUACUGUUAAAGAGACAGCCGGUGAAAAAGUGUCCAAACGACAGCGGGGUUUGCAAUGCCCGGACGUUAAAGGGCGCUCCGCUCUGAUUGGCCGUGUCCACAUGUGUGUAGCUGGUCCAAAAGUGCAGACACGGAGCAGAAGUGGUGGUCAGACAGCGGAGGGGUCAAGGUGGUGGUAGUGCCGUGUGGUGAGCUAGCUCAUUCCGCAGCGAUGGAGCAGUGUGCGUGUGUGGAGCGGGAGCUGGAGAAGGUGCUCCACAGGUUCGUGAUGUACGGCCACCUGUCCGAGGAGAGCCUGGACGAGCUGCUGCGAUACGUCUGCGAACUACGGGGACAGCUGGUCACCUUCGGUGUGCAGGAUGCAGACCUCUCCGUGCUGUCACAGUCCAUGGCGCAGUGCUGUAAGAAUAUUAAAGACACGGUGCAGAUGCUGGCAUCCCGCCACAAGGACAUCCAUGGCAGUGUCUCGAAAGUUGGCAAGGCCAUCGACCGGAAUUUUGACGCGGAGGUGAGUGCAGUGGUGGCGGAGACGGUGUGGGACUCCCCGGAGAGGCAGAAGUACCUGAGCGAGACCAUUGUGGAGCACCUGUACCGCCAGGGCAUGCUCAGCGUGGCCGAGGACCUGUGUCAGGAGUCGGGAGUGGUGAUUGAUAUGAGCCUGAAGCAGCCAUUCUUGGAGCUGAAUCGAAUUCUGGAGGCACUGAGGAUGCAGGACCUCAGACCAGCAUUAGAGUGGGCUGUAGCGAAUCGGCAGAGGCUGCUGGACCUGAACAGCACUCUGGAGUUCAAGCUGCACCGGCUGUACUUCAUCAGCCUGUUAAACGGCGGCAUGGCCAACCAGCUGGAGGCACUGCAGUACGCCCGCCACUUCCAGCCCUUCGCCUCCCAGCACCAGAGGGACAUACAGAUCCUCAUGGGCAGCCUGGUGUACCUGCGACACGGGAUUGAGAAGUCGCCGUACCGCAGUCUCCUGGAGACCAACCAGUGGGCGGAGAUCUGCAGCAUCUUCACACGCGACGCCUGCGCCCUCCUGGGCCUGUCUGUGGAGUCGCCCCUCAGCGUGAGCUUUGCAUCUGGGUGCAUGGCCCUGCCUGUACUCAUGAAUAUCAAGCAGGUGAUUGAACAGAGACAGUGCAGUGGAGUCUGGACUCACAAAGAUGAACUACCGAUUGAGAUUGACCUGGGGAAGAAGUGCUGGUACCAUUCGGUGUUCGCCUGCCCCAUCCUCCGACAGCAGACCUCCGAAAGCAACCCCCCCAUGAAGCUCAUCUGCGGCCACGUCAUCUCCCGCGACGCCCUCAACAAACUCACCAAUGCUGGAAAGCUGAAGUGUCCGUACUGUCCCAUGGAGCAGGACCCGUCAGACGCCAAGCAGAUCUUCUUUUGACGCCGUUUCGGGAAUGCCGGAAGCGGAGAGCCCUCUUCCCGCCCCCCCGCCCUCGUUCAGGCCCUCGCCCUCCGUUCCUGAACAGAGGCCGAGGCCUCGCCGUUAGUUUACAGAGACUGCCGACAAUUAAACGAUAGCAACGUCAUCCAUCGACUCAGUCCGUGCGUGUACCUCACAUAAGACCGUUAUCACUCACCGCCCACCCCUGCCUGCCCCCGCGGCCUUUUUAAAGGAAGAUUAAUGCGUUUUUUUUAGCUCUUUUAACUUUAAUAUCAGAGGUUAUUUAGUCCGCACCUUCCCUGCUCGGUGGAAGUUAGCUGAGAGAGUUUGUAUGGGUGCCCAAACUUGCCUGUCCGAGGACUUGCUGCUCGAUAACGGACAAUAUUUAAACAUGGUAAAUGUUCUAUAUAUGGAGUUAAUCUACAUCUAUCAGUUAUUAAAAGGUGGCCUAUUCUGCCACGGUAUAACCACAUAUAAGUUAUAUUGAUAGAUAUAAUAUUUCUAUGCUUCGUGGUGAUGAGGUAGUUAUAAACAAGCUCUCGUAAAAAUGAACUGAUUAUAUAAUACGGAAACAUACGUACAUGCAUGCAUACACACAUGCAUAUGCACGCGUAAACACAUACAGCAUAUACAUGUAUGCGCAAGCAUGCGUACACACAAACAUGAAGGCCAGCUUCAUCAUUCAUCUUGAAAUACACCUUCCCUGACGGAAAUGUUCACCGGUGCGUUGGCGUGGUUACAGGCAUGGUGGGUUUUUUUUGGAAACUCGAGGGUUUUUGGGAUCAAUGAAGUUAUUGACCGGUUGAGUCGUGGGGUUUUGGAAGCAAUGUUUCUUGUUCUUUUUGUGCGUGCGUGUGUGCGUGCGCGCGUGCGCUUUGAACAAGUAUUUCAAAAGAAAAGUGUACUACUGUUUAAACGUGCUGUAUUUUCCGUUUUCAGUGCAACUGAAUCCGUGUUUAAUCUUUUGUACUUUGUAAAGGAUUGACAAAUAUAAUGCUGUCAGAUCAGUAGAGAGUUUAGUGUUCAUUAGGGCGAGGAAGAAGAAGAUCAUACGUGUUUUUAUCGUCGUCAUGGAGGAGAGAUUGAUGGAUCCUCCUGGUCCCGGAAGAUGCAUAAAUCCCCGCAUGCCUGCCUUCCUGCCGUGGCCCGUCGGGGGUGUGGCGGUUGGGAAGAGCGGCGUUCAGCUCGUAGCGUUGGUAGUGGUAGAACGGAAAUUAGCUCUCAGGUGUCUUUCGUUUUCUCAUGCGUUUCUCACGUGUUUCUCCUGGAUUUACCCCCCCAUCCCCCACCUUGUCUCUGAUUUGCUGUGAUACUGUUUUAUAGUUUUUUUUUUUUGUUUGUUUUUUUUUUGCCACAAUCCCCGCACCAUGCUUAUUUUAUUGUGUUUCUGCUUGUGCUCCCCGUUUCCAGCCUGGUGUGUUCUCGGACGUUCAGCUCGUCUCAGGGCGGUGUUUUUGGGCCUAUUGCACAGUGUAGCGGGGGGUUGAGACGAUUCUUCAUUCUAGUAAAAGUAGGACAUGACCCUUUGGAAAGGUGAAUACUUUUUCCCCCCCCGUUACCAGUGUGCAGCCACGGUCUCACUGUAUAAGGACUAUGAUAUAAAAACUUGUGAGGACAUUUUUCCCCAA
This is a messenger RNA of Conger conger (European conger), 3050 nucleotides long. RefSeq names its product required for meiotic nuclear division 5 homolog B (gene rmnd5b). Lineage: Eukaryota; Metazoa; Chordata; Actinopteri; Anguilliformes; Congridae. Gene Ontology annotation, molecular function: ubiquitin protein ligase activity; protein binding. Gene Ontology annotation, biological process: proteasome-mediated ubiquitin-dependent protein catabolic process. Gene Ontology annotation, cellular component: cytoplasm; GID complex; nucleus. Bases 247 to 1422 code for a protein of 391 amino acids. The transcript is spliced from 11 exons. The record is from RefSeq and is a predicted model, not a curated record.